Molecule: messenger RNA, 3146 nt
Organism: Brassica rapa (field mustard)
Lineage: Eukaryota; Viridiplantae; Streptophyta; Magnoliopsida; Brassicales; Brassicaceae
Product: RING-H2 finger protein ATL29-like
Source: RefSeq, a predicted model, not a curated record
UCGAUUGUUUUUCUCGUGUAUGAAAAAUCUCACGGCGGAGAUAAUCCAUCUCCAACCGCCAUAAUGCCGACAAUUCCUUCACCUUUACCGCCACAAGAACAUUACGUGACACCACCUCUCACAGUGAUCUUCACCGUAGUCUUUCUAAUAUUCAUCUUUGUCGGUUUCUUCACUCUCUAUUUCUGCAAGUGUAUUCUCGACACCAUAAUGCAAGCCUGGCAUAUACAUCACAGUGGAGAAACAGAAGCAACCGACAAUCCCCUCCAGCCACCUGAAGCUCCUCUGGUCAAUCCUGGCCUAGACCUUAGAAUCAUAAAUUCUUUUCCUACUUUUCCUUAUUUCUCGGUUAAAGAUCUCCGGGAAGAGAAGUAUGGCCUCGAAUGUGCCAUUUGUCUACUUGAAUUUGACGAAGAUCACGUGCUACGUCUCUUGACAACUUGCUACCAUGUGUUUCACCAAGAAUGCAUCGAUCUUUGGUUCGAAUCUCACAAAACUUGUCCUGUUUGUCGCCACGAUCUUGAUCCCCCUCCUCCCCCGGAAAACACCAGCAAUGUUCUAUCUAACGUCGAUGAGAUGAUCAUCAAUGUAAUUCAAGAAACCAGCUACGACGAUGGCGAUCAACAUCAUCAUCAUCAGACCACAACACCAAUAGAUACUGGGACGUCUUCAGGACAAAGCAGUUGCGUUAACAACGAAAUAUCGAGAAAAGAACAAACAUUGCCAGAAACAUUCUCGAGAUCGCAUUCUACGGGACAUUCAAUAGUGAGAAACAAACCAGAGGAAGAAGAUAAGUAUACAUUAAGAUUACCAGAGCAUGUCAAGAUUAAGGUUACAAGAGGACAUAGCCAAACAAAGAGUUGUGUGACUUUUGCAGAACUUGCUAGAAGAAGUUAUGAUCAUCGUAGGUUUGGUGAAGUCUCCAAUCAAACGGUUGCUACACACUCGGGAGAGUAAAAGAACUUAAGAAAUUAUCAAAACCUUUUGUUUCUUGACAAAAUAGUUCUUUUAUUUUCUUCUUGUUGUAUUGAUUAAAUACUUCUUUUAGGUAGAACAUAAACUUGAGAUGCUUUAGUGUUUUUAGUGAUUUAUUAAAAAAUCUUUUCAGAGUUUCAAUAAUCAGAACAGACAAGUUUAUAGUGUAAAUGCUAAAACAAACUUGAGUGAUUAUUGAACCUAGAGAAGAAAGCUAAAAUAUAAUAAAAUAAAAUAAAAUUAGAGUUACAACAUUGAUCAAAUGACAUAUAUUGGGGGUGAUUGGUUGGGCUGUAGAAAGUGACUUUAGCUUUAAUUUUCAUCUACAACCUUAAAUACUACCAAUCAUGCUUUAUCUUGGUUUUUAAAGCUACAACCAAAAAAUUAAAACUACAGCAAAAACACACAAAAAAUGGCUGUAAACAUCUUAUUUUCUAAAGCCCCAUUUUUUUAGCUGUAAGAAAUUUUAAAGCUACAUCAUUUAAAGCUAAAUCAAAAAUCCUACAGACAAAAUAUUAAAGUAAAUUUUCUACAAUUACAACCCAACCAAUCACCUCCAUUGUAAAACUCACGUCUGAACAUAUACUGUAGAUUUUUUAUGCAUUUUAUACUCUUUCGGAUAUUUUUUGCCCCCAUAGUGAGCUUUCGAUAGGGCAAAACCAUCAUUGAUAUGUAUUAGUACCAUAGUAUGAUUAGUAUCUUUGGUCGAAAUAAUCUCUCUGUCCGUAAAAAGUGUUGAUUAAUAAAAUGUAUAGUAAAAAUAUCUAAAUGUAAACACUCUUUCUUCAGAAUUUUAGCUCUCCCCUUCGGACCCAAAAAGAGAACAACCGUGUGACGAAGCCCUAGCUCCGGUCGCCGCUCAACGGCACCGGAGGCGUAACUCUCCUCUCCUCUAUCUCUCCUUUUCCUUUGCCCUCAUCCCCUCUGUUAUAAACCUAGUUCGAUAUGUGCGGUUCUGUGAGCUGUUGAGACCCUUACCGGAGAUCCUCUGUGGUUGAUGGAGGCGGUUAUUGACUUCUUUUGGAGAGUCGGCGAGAACCAGGAGGCAGUCGGAGGCGAGGGUCGGCGUUUAGAACCUAGGGUUCUGUCAAGAUCAGAUUUUCCCUUUUGUAGAUCUUCGAUGGAGCCCCCUCGAUGACGGCGCGUGACAUUGGCGAGACAUCUCCUAGAUACCAGAUCUACCUUCCCCUGUGACGGUGAGAUGGCUGGAGAAGUAGUGUAAUGGGCGACGAAAAGAUGCGUUGGUUCUUCGGUGUACGAAGACGUUGCACUUCAAGGAAUCACGGCGAUGACGUUGUGAAACACGGCGGUACGGUCUCUGCAAUUCUUGUAGUCAUGAGCUGAAAUGCCUGUCUUGUUGUAGUUGUCAAGGUUCGUUUUUUAAUUCGGUCUGUGUGCUUGGCUUGGGUUUUGACCGAACUCACCUGUGGUGUUGACAUUGUUGGUACACGAGCUGUCUGUGUCUUAUGAGGAGACCAACAAUUGGAGAAGAUAUGUUAAUCGGUUAGUUGUGGCCUGUAUUUAGUCAGUGUGUAUCUAGAGAGUUUCGUGGUUUUCUUUAUGCCAGAGUGUGGUGUGAGUUUUUAAGGCCUGGUGAGAAUGGAUUUAGCAGAUUUUACUUCGUAUGGUGGCGGUUUCAGUGGUCGUUUGCAGAUUCAGUUCUUCUUCCGUAUGUCUGGAGGGGUCCGUUUGGCAAGGCUUCAUUUUGUUGAGAGUGUGUUUGGGCUUCUAUCAAGGAGUAAGUGGACGCUGGGUGCGUCGAAUCAGUAUCUGAAGGUGUGUGAAUCGUGUAGCGGUUCUUCCUGUCGGGUUAUGAAGUUGUAGGGUCUUGGUUCUUGGACGUUAUCGUGUGGCGGGCAUGAGCAGCAACGAUAAGUCGUGGUGUCUUAGGUGCAGGAGGUCGAGAUUCUCGUGUGGCGGGCUAUGGGCAGCAGCGACUAUUUCCGAUCAUUGGCCUCUACUAAGUCUUAAAAUUUGCUAAGUUAAUUCUCUUAUGGCUCUUGGGCAGUUGGUAGUCUGUUAUAGAUUAAGUUUCGGUUUGGAUCCUUUUGUUUUGUUUGCCGUAAGUUGCCCCGGUGUGGGUUCUAGUUGCCGUCUUCAUGUGGGCUUUUGUGUCUGGAGAUUGUUCAUGCAUCCGCCGGUUUAUGUAUUGAAUCAUGUAUGUUUCUUUUGAA